Hibiscus syriacus is the source of this 2220-nucleotide messenger RNA. RefSeq names its product probable serine/threonine-protein kinase PBL26. Lineage: Eukaryota; Viridiplantae; Streptophyta; Magnoliopsida; Malvales; Malvaceae. The record is from RefSeq and is a predicted model, not a curated record. Gene Ontology annotation, molecular function: ATP binding; protein kinase activity. Gene Ontology annotation, biological process: protein phosphorylation. The transcript is spliced from 10 exons. Bases 196 to 2220 code for a protein of 674 amino acids.
UCUUUUAUUCACUGAUUCAAAAAUUUGGAACUUUAUGGUUCUGCCUGCAACUUGUAUCUGCCUGUUCCUUCUGAGUCUGGGGUUUUCGAAUGAAAAUAUGUCAAUGGGUGUACCAUUUAUAAUUGCAGAAUAUUAACGUGUAAAGUGCUUAGAAUAUUGGGGUGUCAUUAGAUUUUUGGUUAACUUGAAAAGAACAUGCUUAAUGAUAAGAAGAAGAAUGUGUUGGUUGGGAUACGAAUAGAUAUCCAAAGUAGGGGAUUUCUUAAUUGGGCGAUUGUAAAAGUUGCAGAACCUGGUGAUCGUGUUGUUGCAGUUCAUGUUUCUCGUUGUUCAGAUCAUUCUUUAGAACCUUAUUUAGAAGCAUAUGAAGGCCUAUGUUCCUUAAAGAAGGUUGAACUUAAAGGCCGGAUUUGUAAUGGAAGAUCGACGCGAGAAGUUUUGAUUCGAGAAGCAAAGAACUAUGCUGCUGCAACUCUAGUUGUUGGUGUAGGCAAGCAUGGUGCUCUUGGGGGUUGGACUGCCAUAGCUAGAUAUUGUGCAAAGCAGUUGCCAACAACUACCAAUGUUUUGGCCAUCAACAAUGGGAAAAUCAUUUUCACAAGGUCCAACAAUAAUAAACUACCAGGUAUUGAAGGAGAUCCAAGACCAAGUUUUCGUCCCAGUGAAAACCUUGGUACCAAAGAAUGGCCAUCAGAGUAUGGUGAUUCUGAUUUAGGGUUCGAGAUAUCGAGUUUUGAAGGGAUUCAGAGCUCCAAAGAUGGACCGAGAACUAGUAGUGAUGAUUCUAAGAGUGAAGCAUUUAGUGUUAUUCAUGAAGGCACAAAAGUCUCUUCAAGCUCCAAUUCUCUUUUUACAGGAGAUAGUAUGGAUUAUAAGCCUGGUUGGCCCCUUCUGCUGAGGGGUAGCUCGGCAACACCGCAAGCGAAGCUGGUGAGGAGUAUAUCAGUUGUCCAAUGGGUUAUGAACUUACCUUGUCGUUCCCUGCAUCAUAGUCCUCAAUCCUCAACCAACAACGAAAUCGAGUGGAGUGGAAAUGGAGAUAAAAAUGAUACCAGCAAUUUCUCUAUGCCAUAUGAGUUGCAAAAACGCUUGGAGACACCCCUGAGAAGAAAUUCAUCCCAUUGCCAAUGGUUCAGUUAUGAAGUUUUGAAAGCUGCAACGGCUCAGUUCUCAUCAGCGAAUCUGAUCGGAAAAGGGGGGAACAACCGCGUUUACAAAGGGAUCCUCCCAGAUGGCAACGCAGUUGCUGUUAAGAUUCUGAAGUCAUCAGAAGAUGCAUGCAAGGAUUUUGCCAAUGAAAUCGAGAUAAUCUCCUCACUGAAGCAUAAAAAUAUAAGACCUCUAGUCGGUGUCUGCUUUAAAGAUUAUGAUCUAAUAUCAGUCUAUGAAUACUCAUCUAAAGGAAGCUUAGCAGAAAUUCUGCAUGGGAAGAACAAAGAUAAACAUCCCUUGCCAUGGGAAGUGAGGUAUAACGUGGCUGUUGCCAUUGCGGAAGGCCUAAAUUACCUACAUAACGAGCAUUUUCGACCUGUUAUUCAUAGAGAUGUCAAGUCUUCAAAUAUUAUUCUUUCAGAUGAUUUCGAAGCAAAGUUAUCUGACUUUGGACUAGCAACAUGGGGACCAACUGCAUCAUCGUUUCUGACUCGAGCUGAUGUUGCUGGAACAUUCGGGUAUUUAGCUCCAGAGUACUUUAUGUAUGGCAAGCUUAGCGACAAGAUUGAUGUCUACGCUUUCGGUGUCGUUCUACUUGAAUUGUUGUCGGGAAAAAGAUCGAUAAGCUUCGGGAAUCAUGAGGGCCAGCAGAGUUUGGUCAUGUGGGCAAAGCCAAAGAUUGAGAGUGGAGAUGUGAAAGGCAUACUGGACCCUGAUUUGAAUGAAAACAUCAAUGUGGCCCAGAUUCAUAGAAUGGUGGUAGCAGCAACUCUCUGCAUCAAACGAUCAGCUCGACUCCGGCCGAAGAUGAACGAGGUACUGGAGCUCUUAAGAGGGGAAAAAGCCAUUGAAAAAUGUUCCUUGACACAAGAUGAGAACAAAGAAAACCAAGAAUAUGAUAUCGAUGAUGAUGAAGUUUAUCUAAAUGCAAGGGCGGAUUUUCAUUUAAGCCUUGCAAUGCUUGAUGUUGAGGACGAUUCGACAUCGUGUAGUAGCAUGGAGCAAAGGAGUAACAUUUCAUUGGAGGAAUAUUUAAAAGAGAGAUGGAGUCCAUCAAACUCAAAUUAG